GUGGAAAAGAGUGUGAUUAUAUACACAAGGACACUGUCAGUCUGAAGGACUGCGAUUUUCCAGAGGCCACUCUGACCGGUUGAAGUUUUGAAAGUACUAUCAUUUCCACCGACGACAAGCUCGGUAAGAAGCUCGACGAUAUAGCGAAGCAAGUCGAGCAAGUCGAACAAGUCGGAAACACUCGCAGCUCUCAUUCCCCUCGGCGCAUCUCCAUCAUGGCAUCUCAUUCCCCUGCCAGGUCCAUGGUGAGGACGUUCAUUCGCAAUUAUUCCGCCCCGGUCGACUCCUCUAUUCCUGCCAACAAGCUCAAGUAUGUUCCGACCUCGGGCACGUAUCCCAAAGGCUUCCGUGUGAGCGGCACACAUGUGGGUGUGAAGGCUUCCAACACGUCCAAACCAGAUCUUGCCUUUAUAACAUCCGACACUCCAGCCUCGGCCGCCGCCGUCUUCACCACAAACAAAUUCCAAGCGGCGCCCGUGCAGAUCAGCAAAGCGGUUCUUCAAUCUCGAGGCGGCGCCAACCUUCGCAGCAUCAUCAUAAACUCGGGAUGUGCAAACGCCGUCACGGGCAAAGGUGGUAUGGAGGACGCCCAAGCCAUGUCCGACACGGCCACCGCACAGUUCCAACAAUCGUCCCAGCCAGAGGACGACAAUCUCGGAUCGACCAGUCUGGUCAUGUCGACGGGAGUGAUAGGCCAACGCCUACCGAUCAAGAAAAUCCUCGCCGGGAUCCCCACGGCCUACCAAAACCUCGACAACGACCACAACGCCUGGCUCACCACGGCGAAGGCCAUCUGCACGACCGACACGUUCCCCAAACUCCUCAGCACGACAUUCACGCUCCCCUCGGCCUCGCACCGGGGGACACAGUACACGCUGGCCGGCAUGACCAAGGGAGCAGGCAUGAUCCACCCCAACAUGGCGACCCUCUUGGGGAUUUUGUGUACCGACGCGCCCAUCUCCCCGGGCGCCGCACAGUCCCUCCUCACCGACGCGGUCAACAAGUCCUUCAACUCCAUCUCCAUCGACGGCGACACGAGCACCAACGACACGGUGGCACUCCUCGCCAACGGAGCGGCCUCCCCUUCGCCGGACGCCCCGGCCGUCUCCGACGACCCGUCCGACCAAGACUACGCGGCCAUGGCGUCCGUCCUGACGUCGUUCGCCCAACGGCUCAGCCAGCUCGUCGUGCGCGACGGCGAGGGCGCGACCAAAUUCGUCCAGGUCACCGUCCGCCGGGCGCCGUCGCACGCCGACGCCAAGGCCAUCGCGAGCACCAUCGCCCGCUCGCCGCUCGUCAAGACGGCCCUGUACGGCAAGGACGCCAACUGGGGUCGCAUCCUCUGCGCCAUCGGCUACACCCCCGGCAUCUCGCCCGACGCCGUCGUCCCUGGCAAGACCAACGUCAGUUUCGUCCCUGCGGAAACCUCAAAGUCCAAGGACGAAGGUGUCCUCGACCUCCUCGUCAACGGCGAGCCCGAGGCCGUCGACGAGGACCGCGCCGCCCGGCUGCUCGAGGACGAGGACCUGGAGAUCGUCGUCGACCUGGGCACCGGCGACCAAGAGGCCAAGUACUGGUUCUGUGAUUUCAGCCACGAGUACGUCACCAUCAACGGUGAUUAUAGGACUUGAGGUUUUUAAACACCUAGGCGCUCAUCCCGCGUCACGCACAAAAGGGGCCGGGAUUUG
Molecule: messenger RNA, 1688 nt
Organism: Exophiala oligosperma
Lineage: Eukaryota; Fungi; Ascomycota; Eurotiomycetes; Chaetothyriales; Herpotrichiellaceae
Product: glutamate N-acetyltransferase/amino-acid acetyltransferase
Exons: 1
Coding region: 216-1631 (471 amino acids)
Biological process (GO): L-ornithine biosynthetic process; L-arginine biosynthetic process
Cellular component (GO): mitochondrial matrix
Molecular function (GO): L-glutamate N-acetyltransferase activity, acting on acetyl-CoA as donor; L-glutamate N-acetyltransferase activity, acting on acetyl-L-ornithine as donor
Source: RefSeq, a predicted model, not a curated record